UUUCGGAAAACAAAGCAUUUCCCUUCUUAAUUCCCAACCACUCUGCUCUCUCUUCUCAACCCCACUUCACGCUCACCAUGCCUUAAGCUUCUACUGUAUAAACACACACUCGUUCUUUGCUUUUUACUAUUCCCCUUCUUCACUGCUACUAACAACCAUGCCAUGGUCUCAUGCUUCUCCCGAGUUCACUCACAACCCAACUCAUUCUUCUCACUCACGUUACGUCCCUCCACAAUACAGAAAUAACAACAUUCCAACUUCUUUUCCUUUCUCCCAUGAUUCUACCCGUUGCGCCUUCAACCGUUCUGCCUCCAGGACACGUGGCCGUGGCGGUUCAACUGCCAGGAGGUUUUCCCGCCCGGAACAGCCGCGUCAUAAUGAUAUUUCUUACUGGAACGGCCGCUGCCCCUUCGAUGAAGCUGAGGUGGCCGGCCAAGUCCAAAGCGGCGAUGCUAUCAACUUUGACGCUUACGAAUCGGUGCCGGUGGAGGCGAGUGGGAAGAACGUGCCCCCGCCGGUGAAUGCCUUCGAUGAAACCGACUUGGACGAAGGUUUGAAGAGGAACAUCGAGAGAUGCAAGUACGUUAAACCCACGCCAGUUCAGCGUCACGCGAUUCCCAUUGCCAUUGCGGGUCGUGACUUGAUGGCGUGCGCGCAGACAGGGUCGGGUAAAACGGCGGCGUUUUGCUUUCCCAUUAUAUCGGGGAUUCUGAAGGGUCGUUCCGGUUCUGGGUUUUCGGCAAUGCCUCGUGGUGGCUUAGUUGCAUACCCUACUGCGCUUAUUUUGUCUCCUACGAGGGAGUUGUCGUGCCAGAUACGAGAUGAAGCGAACAAGUUUGCAUAUCAAACAGGAGUGAAAGUUGUGGUGGCUUAUGGUGGGGCUUCCAUUACUCAACAGCUACGGCAUUUGGAGAAGGGUGUUGAUAUAUUGGUUGCAACUCCUGGGCGAUUGGUUGAUAUUAUUGAGAGGGAAAGGGUUUCAUUGAAGAGGAUAAAAUAUCUUGCUUUGGAUGAGGCAGAUCGUAUGUUGGACAUGGGGUUUGAGCAUCAAAUACGCAAGAUUGUGGAGCAAAUGCACAUGCCUCCACCGGGUGUUAGACAAACUAUGCUUUUUAGUGCUACCUUUCCUAAUGAUAUACAGAAGCUUGCAUCUGAUUUUCUAUCCAACUACAUAUUCCUGGCUGUUGGAAGGGUUGGUUCGAGCACUGAGUUGAUCGAACAAAGGAUUGAACUUGUGCAAGAUACGGAAAAGAGAAACCAUCUUGUUGAUAUUCUGCGUAGUCAAAAGGCGCAUGGAGCCAAUGGGAAGCAUUCUCUAACUCUUGUAUUUGUUGAAACAAAGAAAGGAGCUGAUGCUUUAGAAAACUGGUUGUCGAGAUGUGGGUUUCCAGCCACUACAAUACAUGGUGAUAAAGUUCAAAUGGAGAGGGAACGGGCUUUAAGGUCUUUCAAAUCUGGUUCGACUCCAAUUUUGGUGGCCACUGAUGUUGCUUCCCGAGGAUUGGAUAUCCCACAUGUGGCUCAUGUUAUCAACUUUGACUUGCCUAGAGACAUUGAUGACUAUGUACAUAGGAUUGGAAGAACAGGCCGUGCAGGUAAAUCUGGUUUAGCCACUGCGUUCUUCAGCAGCAAGAACACUCCUCUUGCAAAGGCACUUGUUGGACUCUUGCAGGAAGCAAACCAGGAAGUUCCAUCUUGGUUCAGCCAAUACACUGAGAGUUCAUUUUUUAGUGGUCGUAGCCAUGGGCCUAGGCGAUAUAAUAGUGGCAAUUAUGGUGGUCGUGACUUCAGAAAUGUGACUGAACCUGAGGUGGAGAGUUACAACUACAGUACUUGUGACAAUGCGGAUUCUGCUGUGGAUUCUUACCUUGAUGGUGUCAAAAACUCUCACACUGAUUCAUCUCUUGACAACAUCACUAAUACAGCUUCUGAGUGCAGCUAUCAACAUACUAAUGAUAAUUCUGAUUUCUAUGGAGGUGGAAAGGUUGAAGAUGGACCAUGUGGUUAUACAUCUAUUGUUGCUACAGGAUGGGAAUAGGCUUCAAGCCUCGCUCGUUGCAUCCUUUUCUACUGUGGAGGCGUACCGUAUCAUUACGUAAAAGAAAUGUUGAAAAGGAAAUUGCCAGUUAUCUUUGUUUGGGAGUUUAGUAUUUGUAGACUUCCGAACGUGUUGAAUUUUCUUUUGCCUAAGCCUCUUUUUUGGAUUCCAAACAAUAAUAGGAUAUAUAAGCACGAUUUAUGAAGUUGUGGACUGGACUUUCGUUAUUAGUAAUUUAAUAUCUUCUUUUUAUUGCUGGAGUUGUUGCAAGAAAAAAAAAGAAUCAAUUUAUUUUAUUACAUGCCAUUGUGAAGCACAUUUUCAAUACUCUUCUAGUAUAUAUUCUUUUUGUAAUAAUUUUUCUUUAUUUAUCACUUGCAUUUUUUCUUCAUU
This is a messenger RNA of Abrus precatorius (Indian licorice), 2431 nucleotides long. Its product is annotated as DEAD-box ATP-dependent RNA helicase 52-like. Bases 158 to 2038 code for a protein of 626 amino acids. Gene Ontology annotation, cellular component: nucleus. Gene Ontology annotation, molecular function: RNA binding; ATP binding; RNA helicase activity. The transcript has 6 exons. Lineage: Eukaryota; Viridiplantae; Streptophyta; Magnoliopsida; Fabales; Fabaceae. The record is from RefSeq and is a predicted model, not a curated record.